AUGGAUGAUGACAUCGCAGCAGCUGAGAAGCUUCAAGAACUUGAAGAGGGUCAUGCCUACCUCGAGCAGGAGCUCUUGGAGUUCAGGGACUACUCCUACUACUCUGCUGAACUGGAGAACCAAAGGGCUCACUCAACACGGAGCUCAAGAUUCUCUUCCAAAAGGAGAAUUGGUGGUGGUGGUGGUGGCGGCGGCGGCGGCAGGGGAGGUGCAAGUUGGCAGCCGUCAAAUCUCAGCUUCAGUGAUAUGCAGUAUCGCAACAUAUUGCAGUCAAUAGGGCAGGCUGUGCAUAUAUUUGAUCUCAAUGGUCAUAUAAUUUACUGGAACAAAACUGCUGCAAAUAUUUAUGGUUAUUCUGUGGCAGAGGCCCUUGGAAAGAAUCCUGUUGAGCUCUUAGCAGAUCCCCAGGUCUCUGUUGUAGGAUACAGUCUAAUUCAACGUCUCACCAAGGGGGAGAGCUGGACCGGGCAGUUUCCUGUCAAGUGCAAAAUGGGGGAAUAUUUUUCAGCCAUGGCCAGCAAUACUCCAUUUUAUGAUGAUGAUGUCACUUUUAUUGGGGUUAUAUGUGUUUCGUGUGAUUUGCGGCCUUUUGAAGAAAAGAGUGUUCCGCUAUUAGGUGUGGAGUUCCAAGAACCAGAUUCAAGCUUCGACUAUUUUCAUACCACUAGUGCUGCAACUGAAGUUGGUGUUGAUCCACAGCAGCCUCUGCAAAAUGCACUUGCAUCCAGAAUAACAAAUUUGGCAUCCAAGGUCAGCAACAAAAUCAAGUCAAGAAUUAAGGCAGGAAAAGAAAACUUGGAUAAUAAAACUGGGAGUGGAGAUAGUCGCCAGUGUGAUCAUGGUUCAGUUUCUCUUCUCUCCGACCCUACGGAUGAUGGUUGUUCAAGUGGACCAAGCCAACCUAGAAGAGAUAUACCCCCAUCUCCUUCCAGUGUGUUUGCCAAUAUUAAAAACAAGUUUCCAACUAAUACACCCUCCAGAGAAUAUGAUGAUCAGAUUGAAGGGACAUGCACGAUGCAUAAGACAAUAACCUCAAAGGCUGAAGCAUUGAUUGGUAAGAAGGGACUAUCAUGGCCAUGGAAAGAAAAAGAGCAAGAAGGGUCAGUGACUGGGGACACUCAUUUUGUUUGGCCCUGGUUGCAUAAUAAUAAAGGAAAUGAUUCAAUACCUCAGAAGGGAAAUUGCACAUUAAAACCUGAAAAUCAGGUGAGUGAAAGUAAUCAAUCUGCAACUAAUGAAGAUUCAGGGAUCAGGACCUCUUUGUUUAAUGCAAACUGCACAAGCAGUGGUAGCAGCUCUCGAAGUAAGGAGGACGUGGAUAUUGAUUGCUUGUAUUACGAAGUCUCAUGGGAAGACUACUUGACAAUUGGACAGCGGAUUGGGCAAGGUUCAUGUGGAACUGUGUACCAUGGUCUGUGGGAUGGAUCAGAUGUUGCUGUUAAGGUAUUCUUCAAGCAAGAAUAUCCAGAUGAUGUACUUCUUUCUUUUAGACAAGAGGUAUCUCUUAUGAAAAGGCUUCAACAUCCAAACAUUCUGCUUUUCAUGGGAGCUGUGACUUCACCUCAGCAUCUUUGCAUUGUCACAGAGUUCCUCCCACGUGGAAGUUUAUUUCAAUUACUACAGAAGAACAAGUCAAAGCUAGACUGGAGACGACGUGUUCAAAUGGCUUUGGACAUAGCACGAGGCAUGAAUUAUCUUCAUCAUUUCAGACCCCCUAUUAUUCAUCGAGAUUUGAAGUCUUCAAAUCUCUUAGUUGAUAAGAACUGGACUGUCAAGGUUGGUGAUUUUGGUCUUUCACGUCUUAAGCAUGAGACGUAUCUCUUUACCAAGACUGGGAAGGGGACGCCUCAAUGGAUGGCACCAGAAGUUCUGUGUAAUGAAUUCUCAGAUGAAAAGUCUGAUGUAUACAGCUACGGGGUGAUAUUGUGGGAGCUCGCUACUGAGAAGAUUCCUUGGGACGAUCUAAAUGCAAUGCAGGUGAUUGGAGCUGUAAGUUUCAGGAACCAAAGGCUAGAGAUCCCAAUAGAUGUGGAUCCACAAUGGGCUUCUAUGAUUGAGAGCUGUUGGCACAGUGAUCCAGCUUGCCGGCCAACAUUUCAUGAAUUGCUGGAAAAACUUAAAGCGUUGCAGAGACAGCGUGCUCUCCAAUUCAAAGCAGCACGUUCUGCCUCCAGUUAUAGCUCCCAAAACGAAACGUAG
This is a messenger RNA of Fragaria vesca subsp. vesca, 2199 nucleotides long. RefSeq lists its product as uncharacterized. NCBI's taxonomy places the organism in Eukaryota, Viridiplantae, Streptophyta, Magnoliopsida, Rosales, Rosaceae. The record is from RefSeq and is a predicted model, not a curated record. Gene Ontology annotation, molecular function: ATP binding; protein kinase activity. Gene Ontology annotation, biological process: regulation of DNA-templated transcription; protein phosphorylation. The transcript is spliced from 14 exons. The coding region runs from base 1 to 2199 and encodes 732 amino acids.